AAACAGGUUUUUCAAAAAUAUUGCAAAUAACCCCUGCAAUUUAACAAAAUCUUAGGUAUAGUAAAAAUUUUAGGUAUAGGAACAUUAGAUCAUUCACUACUUAUUUUUUAAUUUUAAUUCCGAUUCUCCCGGAAAAAUGUUUACAUGGCCGACAUAGGAAAUGCUGAAGAGGCCCGUCCUUAAUUAGAGUAGUCCAUGAGAUUUACAUAUUAAUAACUAGUCAAAAUUGAGUGAAUCUUUCUUCAUGUUAAUUAAUUCAGACUCAUUAUUAUACAAGUCAUAUUUUUAUUGUUAAUUGUAUUGUAAAUGGGGUAUGGGGAAGAGACCACAUUUAAUCUGUAACUACUUUCUCCAAAACGUUCGUUUACAGACAGGACAGGAUUGGUAUCUUUGAUACAAUUCGUAUUGAUCCUUAUGCAUCAAUAGAAUAACUGGCGAUCGAAGUUGAUGGACGGCUGCCGAGAUUUGGGUGUGAUUUGACUUGGCCAGAACUGACAGAUCUGUCAACGUGUCGUCAGGGAGACAGAGCACAAAAAUGGCUGGCAACUUCAUGUCUUCCAGGUUCCUUCGUCGUCCCCGGUCAUCCCUUUUCGGUGACCCGAUUGCUGAAUUGACAUUGUCCUUUGAACAAAAUGAAUCCAUGGUCGACCCUUGAAUUUUUUAAAUGGAGAGCUUAUUCAUUUAUGAGAUCUGCCUUCCUGUGGCAGUGCAACUCCUUGAACUCAUCGAUGCUCGUCGAUGCCAACAUCUGUGUGACAAUCACAGUUGUAUUGAAUUGCCAAUAUAUAAAGUCAAAGGGUGAUUGUACCAGAAUUGCUCUUACACUUGCGACUUUGGCUGGGAAAGGAUCCCAUAUCAGUUGGGCAACCGUAACCUCUUGUUGUAUUGCAGUCGUUGGCGUUUUGAAAAAUAUGGGAACCCAGACUUGGGUGAUGCGUGUGUUAAUUAGCGUUUAUUUUCUUUGUCAACCUUUCUUAUCGUUGGAAUAUUCUACCCCACCUGCAGUGGCCAUCAGGGCGACUCCGCACAACAAAAUCCAACUCUUAUUCGCCGCAUCUGAGUUCCCCACAGCAUUGAAAAUUCAGCGGAAUGCGACUGGCCACUUGGUCAGGUUGGAAGGUGCUUCAGCAUUGGUACUGGACUGGUUGUCUCUUCGACAUAAAUUCAAUUACUCUAUCUUGGACAUCAACGGCCCUCCACGUCCGAUUCAAACCCUUGAACCUGCUGGACCAAACAAUCCAGGGCUCAUCAGCUACGUAGUUAGAGGGGAAUGUGACGGGAUUCUCGCCAUCAUCAACGCGACACCGGACCGUUCACGCCGUCUGGAACUUGUCCAGCAAUGGUUCUACACGCCGAUUGCCUUUCUGAUUCCAACCCCUGAAGUUUCGCAAAUGAACGUCGAUGCCGUGAUUAAACCAUUUCAGUUAUGGGUGUGGGUGAUGUUAUUUGUAUCUGCCGCCUCCGUCAUCAUCGCAUUGCUGUACUUCAAUUGCCUCAUUCUCAAAAAGGAGAUGAAAUUCUCCGCUGCUGAUGACGAAGAAAAGAUGUCAAUCGUAUCUCCUAUCCGCACCUCUGAGAGCAUUUACAUGUAUGUAGCGGGGACGCUAUUGAAUCAAGGUGGAUACAUUUCCAGCACAUUGACAACCAUCCGGCUAGUGGUGGGGGCCUGGUGCCUACUGACCUUUGUACUUCUCAACGUCUACAACGGCAUUUUGAUCUCUUACGUCACCGCUACCCGACACGCUCGUCCGCUCAUUAACUCUGUCGACGAUGUCCUAGCCGAUCCCAACAUUUACUUGAUCCUGAAUAAGGGUUUAGGUGCAGACAUUGUAUUUUCAUCCGCCGAGAAGGGAUUGUUCAAGGCGAUGGGCGACAAACUGCGAUCCUAUCCCCACUCGAGAUGCAACUCGACACAGCAAUGCGUCGACAUGAUCAAAACCACACCCCAUCGGCACGUCUACUUGCACGGUUCGGUGGUUUUAAAAGCUGAAAUCCAAAGGGACUACAAGAAAACUGGGCAGUGCCAAUUGACUAUAGCCGCAACAAUGCAGGACGGAUUGGGUCUCGGUUGGGGACUAGCCAAAAACAGUCCUCACUUGGAGAAAUUCAAUCAAGGGACUUUGGAACUUCUUGAAAAUGGACUCAUAUCUUCGUGGUUGACUCGGUUGGAGCCCAACACUCGGCCUUGUUGGAAUAACGACAAGGGCAAUAGCAACGCCAAUAAGAGCGACAAAAAGCCGCUGGUACGAUUGACGCUGAUGAACUUGACGGGAGCAUUUCUUGUUUUGGCGGUUGGAUCUCUAGUGUCCGUGUUGGCGUUCCUGACUGAAGGGAUUCUUUCUCAUUAUUGGAAAAGGCAUCAGCAGAUGACCAGCAUUGCAUAAAAGUCUUACAAAGGAAAAUGAUAGUGCUGGCCACUGCAUAGCAUUUAUUAGUUCGUUACCGCUCCGACACCAAACUCACUAUACUCUGUUGCUGACACAAUUAAACAAAGAUAUAAUUAUA
Daphnia pulex (common water flea) is the source of this 2505-nucleotide messenger RNA. Its product is annotated as glutamate receptor ionotropic, delta-2-like. NCBI's taxonomy places the organism in Eukaryota, Metazoa, Arthropoda, Branchiopoda, Diplostraca, Daphniidae. Gene Ontology annotation, cellular component: membrane. Gene Ontology annotation, molecular function: ligand-gated monoatomic ion channel activity. Bases 633 to 2384 code for a protein of 583 amino acids. The transcript has 9 exons. The record is from RefSeq and is a predicted model, not a curated record.